UGGAACUACACCGCGUACUGCAUGUUUUAUUGCAUACCUCUCUACACCGUAGGUACCUCGUACAUGCUACGAGGGUAAAGCCAGCUAGUGCAGAGCCUGAGAUAAAGGUCGCUUAUCGUACACAAGAUAGAUACAAUGAAGUCUUUAGUAUACCUGCACAUAGGUACAUAACACAUCCAAGCUCCAACCUCAACUCUCAACUUCUACCUGAAAUAAGAGGCGAUGCCCUAACCUUCGAGCAACCGUAUCUCCGUAACCACUGUCACCAUGCGCGCCAGCGGGCCGUCAUGCCUCAUCGGCGCCCUCCGCUCCCUAAGAAUACUCUACGCACCGGCUACACGGCCGUCGACGAUACCUCAUCCCUCAAUUGCGACGCCCCGGAUUCGACACCCGCAAAAUGUCCGAUUAUUCUCGGCAACGACGUCGAUGGCCGGCAAUUGGCUAGAGCCCAGUCUGAAUCGCAAGAAAAAGAUGAUGAAAGGGCGGCCGAGGGUCGCCACUGGCGGCUCUACCAAAGGAACGACAGUGGUAUGGGGCGAUUACGGGCUGCGGAUGAUCGAUCACCACCGGAGGAUUAGUGCAAAGCAACUCAAGUGUGCGGAGGACGCCAUCAAGCAGCGGUUACGUGGAGAGAGGUAUCGGUUGUACAAGAGAGUCUGUUGCAAUGUUGGCGUGUUCGUGAGCGGAAACGAGAUUCGUAUGGGUAAAGGUAAAGGCUCGUUCGACCACUGGGCGACGAGGGUAGCGGUAAACCAAAUCGUCCUGGAGAUGAAAGGAGUGCUACACGAGCAAGUGGUCCGCGAUGCAUUCCGGCUAGCAGGCCACAAGCUUCCCGGGCAAUGGGAGUUUGUCAAGAAGGGAGAGCCGCCUGUGGUCGGGAUUACGAAGCUGAAAGGGGUCACGCUAGAAGAGCUGAAGAGACCAAGGCGGAAACUUCCCACAAAAUCGCCCAGCUCCAGCCCUAUCCCGGCGCCGAGGCCGGAAACCCAGCAGGUGUCCGCAAGUGCUCCGGCAUAAAUACCCGCUAGGCGGCGGGGGGAAUUGAGGAGAGCAUUCAAGCUGGGACUACUGCCUCGUGCUGUCAUUCCUCUCGAACGGCAACGAGCCGAUAGACGAUACAUCCUAGGGACCUCACUACCGACCUCACAUG
Messenger RNA from Durotheca rogersii, 1150 nucleotides. Its product is annotated as ribosomal protein L16. The transcript is spliced from 3 exons. Gene Ontology annotation, molecular function: structural constituent of ribosome; rRNA binding. Gene Ontology annotation, cellular component: ribosome; mitochondrial large ribosomal subunit. Lineage: Eukaryota; Fungi; Ascomycota; Sordariomycetes; Xylariales; Xylariaceae. The coding region runs from base 268 to 1017 and encodes 249 amino acids. The record is from RefSeq and is a predicted model, not a curated record. Gene Ontology annotation, biological process: mitochondrial translation.